AUGGUUCUAACAACUCAAUACAGUUCUCGUCUUGGUACUACCGUCUCUGAAAUCUCCAACAACUUGGAAAAUGUACAGAACAUCAAGAUGUUUGAUAAGAUGAAGUUUUCCAUGCUGAUACCCAAAGUAGAAAAUCAUUUGACAAGUACGAUACCACAAUGCAAGGCAGUGCUACUUUGUGGUAUUGAAACGCACGUGUGUGUAUUGCAAACGUGUCUUGACUUACUAGACAAAGGCUACGAUGUGCAUGUGGUUUCAGAUGCCGUGUCUAGCUCUACGAGCUACAACCGUUCGAUUGCAUUAGAGCGUAUGCGCCAGUCCGGUGCCUUUAUCACGUCCGUGGAGUCAGCCAUCUUCCAGCUGGCAAAUGACGCAAGCAACCCUGAAUUCAAGAGCAUCUCAAAACUCAUCAAGGAACAUCUCAAGGUAGAGAACGGAUUCGAUACUGGCGUGCGCAUGUAG
Messenger RNA from Peronospora belbahrii, 462 nucleotides. The record is from the annotation of a GenBank genome assembly. NCBI's taxonomy places the organism in Eukaryota, Oomycota, Peronosporomycetes, Peronosporales, Peronosporaceae.